Molecule: messenger RNA, 792 nt
Organism: Talaromyces rugulosus
Lineage: Eukaryota; Fungi; Ascomycota; Eurotiomycetes; Eurotiales; Trichocomaceae
Exons: 2
Coding region: 1-792 (263 amino acids)
Biological process (GO): protein transport to vacuole involved in ubiquitin-dependent protein catabolic process via the multivesicular body sorting pathway
Cellular component (GO): ESCRT II complex
Source: RefSeq, a predicted model, not a curated record
AUGGCAACCAGACGGGGCGUCGGCCUGGGCGCAUUCGCCAACCGCAACCAAACCACCCAGUCAUACGCGACUCACGGCGCAAACCUGCGAUCAACACAUCUAUCCUCCCUCCAAACACAACUCUCAGUAUUCCAGUCCCUACUCCACACUUUUGCGCUCGAACAUGCAUUCAAGAUCAAAUCAAACCCGACGUUUCGCGCCGAGUUUGCUCGCAUGUGCAAUACAAUCGGAGUCGAUCCUCUCGCGGCGAGUAAUGUCAAGGGCAAAAGCAGUCGCGGGAAAGGGUUGAUGGAAGGCGGGAGUUUCUGGACGCAGAUACUAGGCGGAGAUAUGAAUGAUUUUUAUUUCGAGGUUGCUGUGCGAGUUGUCGAGCUGUGCAGGGAGACCAGGAGUGAAAACGGCGGGCUUAUCGGGGUGAGCGAGUGUCGCAAGAGAGUCGCUAGGGGGAAAGUCAUUGGCGGCGGCUUGGAGGUGUCAAAUGACGAUAUCCUACGAGCAGUCAAGUCGCUUGAGCCCCUAGGCUCAGGCUUCAGCAUCAUCCACGUCGGCCGCAAGCAAUUCAUUCGCUCUAUACCCAAAGAACUCAACACAGACCAGGCCACAGUACUUGAGGUUAUCCAAGUCCUUGGUUACAUCACCGUUUCCAUGUUACAAGCGAAUCUCAGCUGGGAAAAGCCACGCGCGACCACGGUCAUAGACGAUCUCUUGGCUGAUGGUUUGGUGUGGCUGGACAGCCAGUGUGAAGAAAACGAGUACUGGUCGCCUCAGAAUCUUUUAGGAGAGGACGGGUGA